AUGCUGCCUAGAUCUCAAAUACCACCAUCGCAACAAGCUGGCGGCCGCGCAAAGAAGACCCAAGAUGCGGUGACAUCGAUAAUCCUCAGCCAAUGGCACAUUCUGCAACUCGUUGAAGGAAGGAUAAUAGCCAUUAAUCGCUUGGACGAUACAGUCGUGCUGGAUCAGGGUGUUUUGGAGCCUGGCCAGAGCGCUCUUGGGCUUGUUGCAGACAUCAAGAAGAACACGUACUGGCUUUUCACCACGCAAGAAAUAUUCGAGAUCGUUGUCACCGACGAAAGUAGAGAUAAAGACUCUGUGGCAACGGCAUCCGGCGACUAUCUGGUUGGAAAGGCGCAGUAUCUUGAGGCAGCCUCGGUGUACGGUCGGAGCACCAAGCCCUUUGAGCAAGUGGCUCUCACUUUCAUCGACAAAGGAGAACAAGACGCUUUACGGAAGUAUCUCCUGGCAAAGCUGACAACUCUAAAGAAGUCUGCUGUCAUGCAGAGAGUGAUGGUGGCUACCUGGCUCGUUGAACUCUACAUGGCGAAGCUCAACACUCUAGACGACACCAUCACAACCAAGGCCGAGCUCUCGGAGAGCAUGAACACAGCCGAAACUCAAGACAAACUGUCCGUGAUUAGGAAAGACUUCCAGGACUUUGCCACAAAGUACAGGACUGAUCUUGAUCGCAAGACGGUGGAGCGCUGGCAAGAGUCUCUGGACGUGCUUAAGAAGCAGACAAAUCCGGAUAUCUUUUACAAGUACAGCAGCGUCCUGAUGGAGCAUGUACCAGUAGAUCUCGUUGAGAUUAUGAUGAGGCAGGCUAACCUUGAUGCUCAAAAGCUCAUCCCCGCCUUUCUAAACUACAACAACAUCACGAAAGCCCCGCUGAACCUGAACCAGGCCGUGCGAUACCUUUCGUUUGAGAUCAACCAACAUCAAUCGACUGAUGCUGCCGUCCACAACACACUCAUAUCAAUAUAUGCCUCACAUCCGAUCAACGACGAAUCUGCGCUUCUCGACUAUUUGAAAGCACAAUCGUACGCCCACGAACAGAACUAUGACGCCGACUUCGCCCUCCGUCUUUGCAUACAGCAUAAGCGAGUCCAAAGCUGCGUCCACAUCUAUAGUUCCAUAAGCCAUACGACGAAGUCGAUCUCGCAAGCAGCGUCGCCGACCGGUCUGACACUGAGCCAGCACUGCGAGAAAAAACUCUGGCUUGCUAUCGCCAAGAAAGUAAUUUCCCAAUCAUCAGGCAUCAAAACCGCAAUCGAAUUCCUGCGUCGAGUCGAUUUGCUGAGGAUAGAGGAUUUGAUACCUUUCUUCCUGGAUUUUGUCGUGAUCGAUGACUUUAAAGAAGAAAUCUGCGCCGCGCUCGAAGACUACUCACGCAAAAUGGAUGAGAGUGAAGAAACCGCCGCACACAUUAAAACCGACAUCAAGACCCUCGGACAAUGCUACGCAAUUGUGGAGCCCGGAGAAAGAUGCUAUGUCUGUGGACUGCCGUUGUUGGCGAGACAGUUCUUCGUAUUUCCAUGCCAGCACGCCUUUCAUAGCGAUUGUCUCGCUAAAAAGGUCGUUGAGCUUGCGGGUAUUGCAAGAGGCAAGCGAAUCGCGGAACUUCAGAUGGAGGUUAGUAAGGGGGCGAGUGUGGGUGCAAAGAGGGAAAAGGCGAUUAGAGAGCUGGAUGCCUUGGUGGGGUCUUCUUGUGUGCUGCGUAGCGAAAUGGCCGUCAAGUUGAUUGAUGAGCCGUUUAUAUCUGCGACGGAUGAUAGAGAGGAAUGGGCGCUGUAG
This is a messenger RNA of Lindgomyces ingoldianus, 1776 nucleotides long. Its product is annotated as Vps18 protein-like protein. The record is from RefSeq and is a predicted model, not a curated record. The coding region runs from base 1 to 1776 and encodes 591 amino acids. The transcript is spliced from 5 exons. Gene Ontology annotation, cellular component: HOPS complex; endosome. Gene Ontology annotation, biological process: endosome organization; intracellular protein transport; vacuole organization. Gene Ontology annotation, molecular function: protein-macromolecule adaptor activity. NCBI's taxonomy places the organism in Eukaryota, Fungi, Ascomycota, Dothideomycetes, Pleosporales, Lindgomycetaceae.